AUGGUCUCUAGAAAGUCCCCAAAAUCUUAUACUUCCCGCUCUAACUGUAAUUCCGCAUCCACCAGUAACCAUCCCCCUCUUGUCCAUGAUACCACACCAAUUACUCAACCACCUGAGACUAUGAAUAAUUCUCCACCCAAUGGUCAAGACAACACUUCACUUGCUUCACACCCACCUGAGAUUGUUAAUUCAGGGAAGGGGAAAGAAAUUUGCUUAUAUGUGGACCUCUCAUUGCCUUGUAUUCCUGGAAGGACUAAGAGUCCUGAACCCCUGGCCACAGCUAAUUCCUUUGAUGUUCUCUCUUUUGAAAACUUAGAGGAGAAUGGGGAAGAUGUAGGUGAUGAAAUAGAGCAGUCCUCAGCUUGUGAGAGUGAUAAUUAUGAUCCAGCUUACUCUCCAGUGGAGGGUCGAAUGAUACAACAAAGGAAACCAAAAUUCUCAAAAAAUAAGAAGAAGCAUGCUAACACUGCUUUGGAAAGGAAAGGUUUGUGGAGAUGUCUUAACCUACAUGGUCAAGCUAAUGUGCCUUGGGUCCUUUUGGGUGAUUUUAAUGUAUUGCUUCAUGUCAAUGAUUCCUUUGGUGGUGCUCUCAGUUGGACUCCUGGAAUGGAGGACUUCAAGACCUGCUUGAAUAAGAAUGAGCUUGAAGAUUUAAGAUAUCAUGGUAUUUUUCACUCUUGGACUAACAAAAGCUUUGGAUGUGCAAAUAUUUCAAGAAAGUUAGAUAGAGUGUUGGCUAAUCAAGCUUGGAUGGCAAAAUUUCCUCAGUUUGAAUGUUGCUUCAAGCCGUGGGGAGUCUCAGAUCAUGCUCCAAUGAUAAUGAGCAUUGGUGAAGUUAGUGUGAAAAGGAACCUGCCUUUUAGAUUUUUCAAUUUCUGGACUCAACACAGGGAUUUUCUCUCAAUUGUGUCUCAAGGGUGGCAGCUAGAGGUUCAUGGUUCUAAAAUGUUUAGAGUUGUGCAGAAGCUUAGAGCUCUGAAGGGACCUCUUAAGCAGCUUAACAAGAAAGAAUUCAGUGAUAUUUCUGCCAGAGUUCAGGCUUGUAGAGAGGACCUAUAUUCUUGUCAAUCCAACUUAGACCUUAAUCCCAUGGAUGAUCAGCUAAGAAGCAAAGAAAAGGAACUGGUAGGCAAAUUUUCUGAAUGGUGUUUAGCUGAGGAGUUAUUCUACAAACAAAAGGCUCAAAUACACUGGUUGAAAGAAGGGGAUCAGAAUACCUUUUUCUUCAUGAAAAAUUUCUCCACAAAGUGUAAUAGGAGAAAAGUGGAAACUUUAACAAGCACUGAUGGGGUUCAGCUUCAUGAUGAUGUCUUAUUGUUCUCUCAUGGGAGUUUGUCCUCAGUUCAGAUUGUCUUCCAGGCCCUUAAACAAUUCCUUGAAUUUUCUGGUUUAAGCAUAAACCUAUUAAAGAGCUUUGCCUUUUUCUCUGGUGUUGAUGGUCAAACCAAAGCUGAUAUUUUAGCCUUACUUCAAUUUGGAACUGGUUCAUUGCCAGUAUCAUACCUGGGAUUACCACUUACAUCAAAAACCCUUAGCUCAACAGAUUGUACUUCCCUUAUAGAGAAAAUCACGGCAAGAGUGAAAAGAUGGACUUUAAGGUUUUUUUCCUUUGCUGGCAGAACUGUUCUUGUUAAAUCCAUACUCUGUUCUAUGCAAAGCUACUGGGCACAAGCUUUUGUCUUACCUAAGAAGGUCAUUGAAGAUGUUAAUAGAGUUUUAAAGAGAUUUCUCUGGUCAGGCCCUGAACUGAAGGCUUCUUGUGCUAAGGUGGCAUGGGAUAUGGUUUGUAGGCUAAUUUGA
Molecule: messenger RNA, 1800 nt
Organism: Cornus florida
Lineage: Eukaryota; Viridiplantae; Streptophyta; Magnoliopsida; Cornales; Cornaceae
Exons: 3
Coding region: 1-1800 (599 amino acids)
Source: RefSeq, a predicted model, not a curated record